AUGGUUAAAAAAGUAAUAGAUUCUAGAAUUCCUACUAUAAUAAAAAAUGGCGUGCAAAACAAACAUCGUUCGUUCUUCAUAAUUGUUGGUGAUAAGGGCAGGGAUCAGGUAGUUAAUUUGCAUUGGAUACUUUCGCAAGCCCAAGUGACUGCACGUCCUUCGGUAUUAUGGUGCUAUAAAAAAGAAUUAGGCUUUACUAGUCACCGUAAGAAAAGGGAGGCGAAAAUCAAAAAAGAAAUAAAACGUGGAAUAAGAGAACCUAAUGAGGAAGAUCCAUUUGAACUAUUUAUUUCAGUUACAAAUAUCCGAUACACAUAUUAUAAAGAAACGCAUAACAUAUUGGGUAAUACGUAUGGAAUGUGCGUGCUACAGGAUUUCGAAGCCUUGACUCCAAAUCUAUUAGCACGUACCAUUGAAACAGUAGAAGGCGGUGGCAUCGUAAUUUUAUUGCUCAAGACAAUGACAUCUCUAAAACAGUUGUACACUUUGACAAUGGAUGUUCAUUCCCGUUACCGAACGGAAGCCCAUGACGACGUGAUUGCACGUUUCAAUGAAAGGUUUAUCCUCUCCUUGGGAUCAUGUGAAACUUGUCUUGUAGUUGACGAUGAAUUAAACGUAUUGCCAAUAUCCGCAGGAAAAAAUGUGAAACCAUUACCGUUGAAUCUGUCCGACGAAUCAAUUACAGAACAGCAAACCCAACUUAGAGAAUUGAAAGACUCGUUAGCUGACACACAACCUGCGGGUUCCCUCGUUGCUACUGCUAAGACCCUUGAUCAGGGGAAAGCCAUUCUCACCUUCAUUGAGGCAAUAUCAGAAAAGAGAUUGCGCAGCACAGUUACGCUUACAGCUUCUCGUGGCCGCGGCAAAUCAGCCGCUCUUGGAAUAGCAAUUGCUGCUGCAGUUGGUUACGGAUACUCUAAUAUUUUCGUCACUUCACCAAGUCCCGAAAACUUAAAAACAUUAUUUGAGUUCGUAUUCAAAGGAUUUGAUGCUCUUGAGUAUGAGGAGCACCUGGAUUAUGAUAUAAUACAAUCGACAAAUCCUGAUUUCAACAAAUCUAUAGUCAGAGUCAAUAUCUUUAGACAACAUAGGCAAACAAUUCAAUAUAUUCAACCACAAGAUGCCCACGUGUUAGGUCAAGCCGAGUUGGUAGUAAUCGACGAAGCGGCAGCAAUCCCCUUACCUCUUGUCAAAAAUCUUAUUGGUCCUUACUUGGUAUUCAUGGCAUCGACUAUAAAUGGAUAUGAAGGUACUGGCAGAUCCUUGUCCCUCAAACUCAUUCAUCAACUCCGCGAGCAAUCCAAGGGAUUCAUAGGCAAGGAAGUCCGGGUGGAUCCUAAUGAUAAUGCAGUCACUGUAAAUCGUGAUGGAAAGAAAAAAAAAGAUACUGCAUCCAUUAUUGAUGGAAUAUCAGUUGGAGGCCGAGUCCUUCGAGAAAUCAAACUUGAGGAGCCUAUUCGUUAUGGACCAAACGAUCCUAUUGAAAAAUGGCUGAAUAAGCUAUUAUGCUUAGAUGCGACUAUUGUUUCCAAAAAUAUUCAAGGAUGCCCACAUCCACAGAAAUGUGAACUUUAUUACGUUAAUCGUGAUACGUUAUUCUCUUUCCAUACGGUGUCAGAGACAUUUUUGCAACGUAUGAUGGCGCUUUACGUCGCUAGUCAUUAUAAAAAUUCGCCUAAUGAUUUACAGUUAUUGUCUGAUGCACCCGCGCAUCACCUGUUUGUCCUAUUGCCACCUAUAAAAGAAGGUGACAAUUCACUGCCUGACCCUCUUUGUGUAUGCCUAGAAGGCGAAAUCUCAAAAGAGGGAAUUAUGAGUAGUUUAAAACGUGGCACGCGUGCUAGUGGAGAUCUCAUACCAUGGUUGAUUUCACAACAGUUUCAAGACGAUGAUUUCGCUAGUUUAUCAGGGGCUCGGAUUGUUAGAAUAGCGACCCAUCCAGAUUACAUGAAGAUGGGAUAUGGAACGCGAUGUUUAGAAUUGCUAACCGCAUUUUACCAAGGUGAAUUUGCUCUUUUGAAUGAGAAUGAAAAUUAUCAAGAGGAGUAUAUGCCGAGAAUUGAAGAUUCGGAACUGGAGAACGCUGACCUUCAUAAAGACGAGAUAAAAAUACGGGAUCCACGCAAGAUGCCACCUCUUCUCUUAAAACUUUCCGAAAAACGCCCA
This is a messenger RNA of Acaulospora morrowiae, 2166 nucleotides long. The record is from the annotation of a GenBank genome assembly. NCBI's taxonomy places the organism in Eukaryota, Fungi, Glomeromycota, Glomeromycetes, Diversisporales, Acaulosporaceae.